AUGACCGACAGUGGGACUGUGAGCGGAUUCGCCGCUGAUACUUCGAACUUGCCAGAGCAAUAUCUGGACGCUCAAGGCCGACAUCUCGGGACGACAUUCGACGUGCUGAUCGUCUGUAACGUGAUCUUCCACGAAGACCGCGUACUUCUUUUUCACACCACUUCGGAAAGGAAGUCCUGGGCCAACAAGAUCGGGGUGCCAAUGUACAGGCUUGCUCGACCAGAAGACGAAAAUGACGUCGCAAGCCUUCUGAGAUCGCGGAUAGAUCGUGGCAUGGACUUGGAUGUGACGGUCGAAGAGUACGGGAGGGUAGCCUGCCGGACGCAAGUGGGCCUGGAUCCGGCAAAAUUGCAGAACAGCAGACUAGCCACGGCGCUCCAUACAGCAGUCAGCCCGGCCAUGCUCGAGGACAGCGUGUGGCUCCGAGCAAGCCUGCUUUGGACUGUUGAGCACGUGCCUCAGUUGAAGCCAGACGACUAUGUGUGCCGGGAGGUUCUCUGGGCCACUGCGGCAGAGGUCGAAGAGAUCCCCAGCGAGGACUUCCUCAUGAGCGUGAAAGAAGACAUUCAAGCAGCGUUUGAGCUGAGGCAACGAAGGUAG
Zasmidium cellare ATCC 36951 is the source of this 600-nucleotide messenger RNA. RefSeq lists its product as uncharacterized. The transcript has a single exon. The record is from RefSeq and is a predicted model, not a curated record. Bases 1 to 600 code for a protein of 199 amino acids. NCBI's taxonomy places the organism in Eukaryota, Fungi, Ascomycota, Dothideomycetes, Mycosphaerellales, Mycosphaerellaceae.